GGUACAAAAAGGACCGACAGAAAGAUUUUGUGGAUUCAAACUAAAGCUGUUUAACCUUCCAUAAAAGCCCAGAGCCCAGAGCCUAAUGGCUACAGACAUUAAAAUGCUUUUUUGUAUUGGACUUGCUGUUGUACUAACAGGUGUGGGAAAGUCUGCGUUUGUUGGGAAGAGCCACGGCGGAGGGAAGGAUGAUCCUGUGCUGCAGUAUGUUGUUAACAACUCACUGAGAGAGAACCCAGUCCUCACCAAACUCAGACUGAGAACUCUUGAAGACCCAUUCAGUAUCAUGAUGGUUGCCAGCGAACAAGCCCAGUUCAUGGCAAAUCUCAUCAAACUGAUAAAUGCAACUAAAGCUAUUGAAAUUGGGAUGUACACAGGGUACAAUGCACUGAGCAUGGCUUUGGCCAUGCCAGAGAACGGAAGAGUGGUAGCUUGUGAAAUAGAAGACACCUAUGUGGACAUUGCCAAACCGUUUUUUAAAGAGGCUGGAGUUGAAAAUAAGAUAGAUGUACAGCAUGAAAUAGCCAUGAAAACACUGGAUAAACUGAUAGCAGCCGGGGAAGCUGGUACAUAUGACUUUGUGUUCAUAGAUGCUGAUAAAAAAAACUAUGACAGAUACUAUGAGAAGUCCCUGGAGCUCAUACGAAAAGGGGGCAUCAUUGCGAUUGACAAUGUGCUGUGGAGCGGAAAGGUUGUGAAUCCCACUCCAGAUGACCUCACCUCCCAGACUCUGGACGCUCUCAAUAAGAAGCUACACAAGGACCAGAGGAUUGAUCUGAGCAUGCUCACUGUGGCCGACGGGCUGACCAUUGCAAUCAAACGCUAACAUCACUAGUUGAAAAGUUGCACGUUUGUCUUUCAGCUUAAGUUUUGCUAUUUGAUAUAAGUA
Molecule: messenger RNA, 889 nt
Organism: Micropterus salmoides (largemouth bass)
Lineage: Eukaryota; Metazoa; Chordata; Actinopteri; Centrarchiformes; Centrarchidae
Gene: comtd1a
Product: catechol-O-methyltransferase domain containing 1
Exons: 7
Coding region: 86-826 (246 amino acids)
Molecular function (GO): S-adenosylmethionine-dependent methyltransferase activity; O-methyltransferase activity
Source: RefSeq, a predicted model, not a curated record